GUGACGUUUAGUUUCGUUUGUAUUUAGUUUUGUUUUUUUCAAAAAGUGUAAAAUCAUAGAAACUGCUAUUGUGAUUUUUCUGAUGAGACAAUAAAAAAUAAAAAUAAUUAGUGAACUGAAUAAAUACGACAUAUGAAGGUCUGUGUUGCGAUUUUUUCGCGCCAAAAAAGUGAUAAAAUUUAUAAUUGUUAUUGUUUUUUUUCCUAUAUCAUAUCGUGCACUAUGAAAGGAAGAUACGUGAUAUUAUUACAAUCUAAAACAACACGUUAGGGGUUCAGGUAGAUUUGGAAUCGAUGUUGAGGCAAAAUAUAGCCCACCCUCCUAUACCGGCUAAAGUGGGGUCCCCCGCCCUCCGUAGGAGAAGUAAGGGUAGACAAAGGGUAGUCACCCCUAUUCGGAGGGGAGCUCGAGCCUUGGGCGACUGCCGUUGGUAGGGGAAGGGAUUACUAUUUCAAGUUCUUUUUUUACUUUCUAACGGGUCGCGCAAGUGUGGGAAACUAGCUGUGACUUUUACUUCGUUCGUUUUUUGUUAGUGCUAUAUUGAGUAAAGGAAGUUUGUUUUCUCAUGGAAAAUCGUAUUGAAAAUACAGGUUCAAACUCUAUGGAGUUGAUGGUGAAAAAACAUUUAUUAUCAAAGAGCAAGCUAGCGACUAUACAACACGGAGACGAAGGGACUCAAUUUACAUGUGUAGAGUGUUCAGCUCAGUAUGAUGAAAAGGAGAAAUUAGAAUUGCAUCUGUUUUCACAUUAUCAUACAUACAGAUUCUUGUGUGGAGUGUGUGGAACAGGACUUAAACGCAAGGAACAUUUAGAUAGACACAUGCAGGAACAUACUGAGUACAGACCGCACGUCUGUCCCGAGUGUGGGAAGGGAUUCAAACGUAAAGAACAUCUUAAUAUACACAGUUCCAUUCAUAAAGGAAACAAAAACUUAGCAUGCUCACUUUGCCAUAAAGCAUUUUACCGUAAGGACCACCUUCAAAAACACCUUCAGACACAUAACAAACACUUUAUGGAGGUUAAUAUUAACCCAGUCAGCGAACAGGAAUUGGAUAUUAAGCAGGAGCCAGAGGAGUAUGAAGAACUCCACCCGAUCAUAACAAGUGUAACUGGCAAUGCACACAGCGAAUCCUCUAUGGAGAUGGACGAUACAAGUGAAUCAAUAGAGCAGGUCAGCAACAAUUCUUUGGGACCUCUGGCUUUUGAUAGCACGAGGCCCUUCUUAUGUCCCGACUGUGGGAAGAGUUACAAGAGGAAGGAUCAUCUUAAGAUACACAGCUGGACUCACAAGAAAAAGGAAGUUCUAUGCGGACAGUGCGGAAAAGCAUUUCACACGAAUGAUCAGAUGAUGGUACACGUGAACUUGGUCCACCUCCGAGCACUUGAGACCAAUAACGAAGGUGUGAUGCAGCUGCGCGCGCUCCUCGGGGACCAGAUAGACAUAGAAGUGCUCAAUGAAACUCCUUCCCUUCUUGUGCCAAGGAAGAAACAAUCUCCAGAGAACCGGCCUCACGAGUGUCCCAUAUGUCACCGCAAAUUUAAGAGAAAACAGCAUCUUAAAAUACACGCCAACGUUCACUUGAAACAGACGGCAGCAGCGACUACCGUCUGGUGUUCGCUUUGCAAUGAAGGUUUUUCCGAUAAUGCACUAUUCGAAAGUCAUAGUUGCCAGGGUCAAGACUACGCGGAAAACGGCGAAUACGAGCAGACGCAGUUCAGCUCGCCUCACGAUACUAAGAAGGAAAACAACCCAAUUGAAUUCGUUGAGGUUGUGGUUAACGAAUCAAAUGAAACCCACGAGGAGGCGAACAUCCCGACUCCUCGACGCGUGUUCGUCUGCAAGUUCUGCUCCAAGCCCUUCAAGAGGAAAGACCACUACAAGAUACACCUGCAUAUACACACCGGUAUCAAGUCAUUCUUCUGUCCCGACUGUGGGAAAGGUUUCUAUAGAAAGGAUCACCUACAGAAACACAUGAUCGUACACGCCAAGUUCAAAACGAGACCGCGAGCCAAGAAGGAGGUCCCCGGCCUGUUCCCCAUCGACAUGUUAGCUAAGAAGGACGUUAAGCCCGAGAUCACGAUACAUGCUCCGUCUAACACGAAGCUGCGAGUGCCGCUGCAGAUCAAGGUUCCGUACCAGAUGGUGGUGUCGCUGGACAAUGGCGAGCGACGUGCCGUCACCGUCGACCCGCAGGCCGACGCCUAGCUGCGGUACCGUCGACCACCGUCGGGACCUACUAGGCCCUACUCUCCGGGUGAUCUCUCUUCUUCAACCCUUGGAUAGAUCAUUCGUCACUGUCUUUCGUUGUAGGCACUCUGGUCGUCCGUAAUAUAGAAACAUUUUGGCCCAGGCCGAGAAAUGCGUCAUACCGCAUCAGUUUUUAUUUGCUUUUAUUAUACAAUUUGAUUCAUUAUCGUCUUGAUAAAAAUUUAUGACAGGUGUAUUUAACUAAAUUAAAUUUAUUUGUCUAAACGAAAAUACCAAAAAAAUUUGGUGGAUUUUUCUUGCCCAGCCAAUACUAGUUAGUAGCAUGCUUAUGACUAAUUCAAAUUAUGUAAUACGCUAGUAAAAUUUUAGUAAUGUUUAAAUUGUGAUAAUGGUCUACGUACUUCCACACGCGAAUCUUCUCAAACUUAACACGUCUUUGCGUAAGAUUAUGUAAGUAUUAUGCAGAUUAGGAAUUUUAAAUGUUUUCUGAUCCUAAAUAACAUGUCGUCCAAUAUUCUUGAUUGUGUAAACAUUUAGAGAAUUAUCAGAAUUAUAUGAGCAUCGUACAAUUAAAGGGAAACGUGAUGUUCUAUUGGAUAAAAUAUCACGGGAUCAAAUCCCAGUAAGCACACGAGCUUGACUAUGUUUUUAAUUCAUUUCAGACGGUAGUAAAAAAAAACUUGAUAGAAUAAGGUCCAAACUUUAUGUUUGAGAGGAGAGGAGACGUUUGCCCAGCUCAGUUUAAUCAUGUCACUUAAAGGUUUAGAAAUGCUUCACUCUUUAAAAGAUUUUAAUGAAAACAAUAUGUAGGCAUAUUCCAAAAUGCUGGGUCCAAAACGAAUGCAUAAUGUAUGAUCUCCUAGUUGUAAAAAAAUAUAUCGUUUAUUAGCAAUUUGUACAUAUCUUAAUAGUCUAUAAUAAAUAUAAGAUUUUACCAUAAUCACGGUUAUUCUUAUUACAUUGUAUAAUGUCGACGAUUUUAUUGUAGAUCAUAAGUUUCAGAUUUUGAUAUAAUUAUGAAUUAUCUCCAAUUUUUAAAAAACCAACAUUGAAAUUAUUAAUAAUAGUAGGAUUACACAAAACACAACUGCCGAAAGUUAUUUGAAUAGAAACUUAGUUGGCUCAUUUUUUAAUUUCCAAAAUGAAAUUAUUUACUUGAAUGUUAUCAUAAAUGUUUAAAUAUAGACAAAUGUAAUGUUGAUGAUUUGUAUACAAUCUCUAAACUAAACUUAUUUUACAAGAUAAAAUUUCGCUAUCCCGCUUUAAUUCAUUCACAAGAAAGAGGUUUACUAUUAUCCAAUGGCAGAUUUUCAAAUACAAUGUGCUGAUAACUUUGCUUUUGUAAAAAAUAUAUCACAUAUUAUGCACUACAAACGGUUCUUGAUUAAUAUAUCUUAAUUUUAUAACCUUAAAAACUGGAGAGGAGGCCUUAGCCCAGCUGUGGGACAUUCGCAGGCUGUUACUUACUUAUAUCCUUAUUAUUAAAUUAAAACUGACUACUUAACACGCCAUUUAUUCCUUAAUUAGACAGAGUAUUUAGGUCUCGAACAAUAGUAUCAUGACAAUUCAAUAUUUGUUUAUUUAUAUUUUCUGCCAUUGGAAUCUGCUAUAAUAAUAAUGUUUUAUAUAACUGUGAGAAACAUAAGUUUAGAUAUUGUGUUGAACAGGAUUUCCACUAUUGUUUUUUAAAAUACCGUAGUAAAUAUAUGUUCAGUUCGAUUAAGUUGUAAAUAUUUGAGGUGCCAUGCAAUGUACCAAAAAUUUAGUAUGUUCUACCUUUGAAGUUCCUCUUGUCUUUACACGAAAUAUCUUGUGAUCUUAUUUGUAAGUUCAAAUGUGUAACAUAAAGUACAAAAUAAAAAAAUAUUUUGCACCGAU
This is a messenger RNA of Nymphalis io (European peacock), 4087 nucleotides long. Its product is annotated as zinc finger protein 235-like. Gene Ontology annotation, molecular function: RNA polymerase II cis-regulatory region sequence-specific DNA binding; DNA-binding transcription factor activity, RNA polymerase II-specific. The transcript is spliced from 11 exons. NCBI's taxonomy places the organism in Eukaryota, Metazoa, Arthropoda, Insecta, Lepidoptera, Nymphalidae. Gene Ontology annotation, biological process: regulation of transcription by RNA polymerase II. The record is from RefSeq and is a predicted model, not a curated record. Bases 566 to 2206 code for a protein of 546 amino acids.